UGCGGGUGUGGCUAUGGAGUCUCUCUAUCUAUAUGGCAGGGAGACUCUCUGCUGCCUGGUGCCAUGUCCUGAGCUGCUCCCCUCUGCCAUGCCCUUCCGCCAUGAUGUGCUGCCUCACCUUGGGCCAGGACAGCGGAGUUGGCCAUCUAUGGACUGAGACUUCUGAAAUUGUGAGCCCCAAAUAAACUUUUCCUCCUCUCAUCAUUCUCAUCCUGUCUUUUGGUCACAGCAGCAAAAAAAGCUGACCCCACACGGGCCAAGAUCCACACCCAGAGGCACGGGGGUAGGUGGCGAACCCUGUGCUCCCCAGCCCAUGGAGAAGGGCGCCCCAGUCUGCUGGGAGAAGCCCAGGCUGCCCUCGUGGUCCGGGCCCCACCACCCAUCGGCUCCGGGUUCUUGUCGCCCUUCCUCUCUGCCCCCUUUUCAAUGCAGACUCUGUCCUCAGGCUGUCACCUCAUCCUGGCUGCUACUGUCCCCAGGGGAAGAAGGCAAAAGGCUAAAAGGCCAUCAGUAGACUCUGGUCCUUCAGAUAAAAAUGAAAGGCACACAGGGAGCCCCGCCCUGGGCCUCUGCUUCCUCCUGACGGCCAGACUGGGUCUCGGGCCACUCCUGGCCAGCAUCUGGGCGCUGGAGUCACAGAGGAGUUACGGGACCGGCACAAAGCGAGAUCCUGGGGAUGACACCAUGUUGCUGUCGCUGGAAAUCCGGCCUCGCGGGCGGAUGGGAGCCAAACACACAACUGGAAACUGCCGGCCACCUCCAGCUAAGCGCCCCGCGCAGGGCCCGCGCCCGGGUGUCUGCUGCCCCCGCGCGGCCGCGCGGCCGUCCUGCACCCGCAGGGAAGCGCGCUUGAAAGCUGGCGCGGGGCUUCGGGGUUGGCAGGAGAUCCGAGGCAGGUCCUCUGUCCGGGACUGGGACACCCCGCGGGACAGGGACCUGGGAAUGGCACUUCUUGGCGUGUGCAAGGCAGCGGCUGCUGAUAACUGGGUUGUCCCAGCCGGUCCAGCAGGUUACCUCGAAGGUGCAACUCCAAGGUCGCACAGUGCAAUCCUGCAUGGACCGCCUUGAACCCAGUGCUGAGUGGCAAAGAGAAGGGACAGGGAGGGAACUUGGACUGAGGGCAGAGGGACUCCCAGAGGGAGACUCUAAAUUGAGGGCUUCUGCUGCCCUCAGGCUCCCACUUGCUGGUAGGGCCCUUCGUUCAUUCAUUCAUUCAUUCAUUCAAUUUACUGUCCUUUUUGUGGCAUUUGGGACAGAAACCAGGGCCUGUUGCAAGCAGUGCACAGGUCUCACCGUCAAGCCCUUCAUUCGUUUCUCAACUCAACCAUAUUUAUGGAGCGUUCUGUGCAGCUGGCACGAUCCCGGGCAUGGUCCUUGCUUUCAGAGGUGGCCUGCAGGAAGGGAAGGCAGGAGUCGGCAGGGUGACCAUGAGGUUUGGGCUGGCAGGACUGCAGGGCUGGGGUCGCAGUUCCUGGUCGCUGGUAGGGCAAAGUCCUCAGUGGGUCACAGUUCAGGUGGGGCCCCUGACCUCUGUCACUAGAUGCCCAGGUCUUGUGACCCCUCCUGUCCCUCCUUUCUGUGGUCUGGGUAGCCACAGAGCCACAGAGAAGCCUUGCUGGAAUCUUGCUUGGGGACCAAGACGAGGGCUCUGGGGCUGGGUGAGGGGCCGCAGAAGGCAGCGUGUGAGCAGAGCUGAGACUGAGACCAGAUGGGACACCCCUGGGGGCUCCUGCCCUGACCACAUGCAGACUGAUCUCUACAUAAGAGGUGUGGUGGAAUUCUGGGUAGGAGGACGCUGGGCGAUAGUGGGGGGCAGGCCAACAAGGGGAGCAGGGAGGAGAGAGAGGGAGUAGUUCAAAUCCUGAUUUCAGCCACCACCUUCAUACUCCCAGCAUCCCCUGCGCCCCUCUUCCCGCCCCACUCCUCCCUUCUGCCCCAUCUCAGUGGACAGCACCACCAUCACCCCUCACCUAGCCUUCCGGGGGAUCCCUGCCUCGCUCUGUGUUCUUCCUAGUCAUUCCUCGGCUGGAACCCAAUUCUCUGUCUUUUGGUUUUACACAUCUUGCAAGUGAAGCAUAAUUAAUGGCCCUUUGUCCUGGACUUUGUCUAUCAAAUAACCUUGGAAGGGAGUCUCCUCCUGGGACAAAGAACACACUUGUUUUCUGCUCAUUAUUAAGGUUUGACCUCCUUUCCUGAACCACACCCGCUGUGUGUACCAUGGUGACAAUACAAUGAGGUUUGGGCUGGCAGGACUGCAGGGCUGGGGUCGCGUAGGGCAAAGUCCUCAGUGGAUCACAGUUCAGGUGGGGCCCCUGACCUCUGUCACUAGAUGGCACAUGGGUGCCAUCUGAUCCUCUUCAUGACCCUGUGGGAUUUGGACUCAAGGAAGGAAUGCAUGAUGCUCACACCGUAGUCCCCUGCUAUUGCUGUCAGUAGCAAAUCAUCCUUUGUCUCUGACCCUGAAGUCUCGUGCCCUCUCCCAGCCUCUGUGGAGGCUGAGUUCUUGGCUGGCAACUAAGGUAACAUGUCAGGAUGUCUCGAUUCCUUCAAUGCUGUCGGUCCUCCUUAGUCCGUUUUCUGUUGCUAUGACAGAAUAUCUAAGACUGAGAACUU
Messenger RNA from Sciurus carolinensis (gray squirrel), 2613 nucleotides. RefSeq lists its product as uncharacterized. NCBI's taxonomy places the organism in Eukaryota, Metazoa, Chordata, Mammalia, Rodentia, Sciuridae. The record is from RefSeq and is a predicted model, not a curated record. The transcript is spliced from 2 exons. The coding region runs from base 427 to 1068 and encodes 213 amino acids.